Mobula hypostoma (lesser devil ray) is the source of this 3638-nucleotide messenger RNA. Its product is annotated as pre-B-cell leukemia transcription factor 3. NCBI's taxonomy places the organism in Eukaryota, Metazoa, Chordata, Chondrichthyes, Myliobatiformes, Myliobatidae. The transcript is spliced from 9 exons. Gene Ontology annotation, molecular function: RNA polymerase II cis-regulatory region sequence-specific DNA binding; DNA-binding transcription factor activity, RNA polymerase II-specific. Gene Ontology annotation, cellular component: nucleus. Gene Ontology annotation, biological process: embryonic organ development; brain development; regulation of transcription by RNA polymerase II. The record is from RefSeq and is a predicted model, not a curated record. The coding region runs from base 731 to 2011 and encodes 426 amino acids.
GAGGGAGGAGAAGGGGGUCGGCGCGAAAAAAAAUAUUUCCGUCGAGUUCAGGGGAUGGAUUGAAGAAAAAGAAUAAACAGAGGAGGGAAAGAGAGAGAGGGAGAGAGAGAAAUAAAGCAAGGGGGAUAAAAGUGUGUGGGAGUGACAGGGAUGAGGAGUGACUGUGCGGCCGGGCAGUGAGUGAGGGGCAUCGCCGUGCUCCGACCGCUCUCCCCGCCACGGGCCGCCCUGUCGAGCGAGGGCGGAGUUUGCAUUUUAUAUAUAUAUAUAAAUAUAUAUAUAUAAAUAUAUUUUUUUCUCUUUCCCUUAAACUCUGACACGUCUGCAGUGAGUGAGUGGCAUUGGCAGUCUGUCAAUCCCUCACCAAAGCGGCCAUCAAAAACAUAAAGAGUUGGCUCGUAAAUUGAUCCGGCGAAUCAUUUUUAUGAUCUUUUAUUAUUAUUAUUUCCCCUCUGUCUUUUGAAGAGGCAGCUUACUUUUGAUCUUGUUUCUGUAGAGGGUUAUUUUUGAGGCAUAUCUUGGAUUUUUAAAAAAAAUAUUUUUUCUGUGUUUUUCGUGACAAGUUUUUUUUGGGGGAGAAAAAUAAGGAAUUGAAAGCCAAAGCAAGUGCGGUUUCCCCCCUCCCCAGCCCUGCCUCUCCCUCGGCUCCAGCGCUACCUGUGCUUGAUUUAUAUAUAAUAUAUAUUGUUUUAUAUAUAUAAAUUUCUCCCGUGUGCUGCUGCGGCAGAGUAUGGACGAUCAAUCCAGGAUGAUGCAGACUCAUCCCGGUGUGAGCUUGGCUGGACACUCGGUUCAGGGGGGCAUGGGGCUGCCUCCACAUGUGCAAGGACAUGAAGGUGCAGACGGCGACGGAAGAAAGCAAGACAUCGGGGACAUCCUCCACCAGAUCAUGACUAUCACCGACCAGAGUCUGGACGAAGCACAAGCAAAGAAACAUGCGUUAAAUUGCCACAGAAUGAAGCCGGCCCUGUUCAGCGUCCUGUGCGAAAUAAAGGAGAAAACAGGUCUUAGUAUCAGAGGCGCACAGGAGGAAGAACCACCAGAUCCCCAACUAAUGAGACUUGACAACAUGUUGCUGGCAGAAGGGGUUUCUGGACCAGAGAAAGGUGGAGGAGCAGCAGCAGCAGCAGCGGCAGCAGCAGCGUCGGGAGGAUCAGGAUCAGAUAACACUGCAGAACACUCAGAUUACAGAGCCAAAUUAUCCCAGAUCAGACAGAUCUACCAUACAGAGCUUGAAAAAUAUGAACAGGCAUGUAACGAAUUCACUACACAUGUGAUGAAUCUUCUACGAGAACAGAGCAGGACACGCCCCAUUUCACCAAAGGAGAUCGAAAGGAUGGUCAACAUCAUCCAUCGAAAGUUCAGUUCAAUCCAAAUGCAGUUAAAGCAGAGCACAUGUGAAGCAGUUAUGAUCUUACGGUCAAGAUUUCUUGAUGCCAGACGGAAGCGACGUAAUUUCAGCAAACAAGCAACAGAAGUCUUGAAUGAGUAUUUUUACUCCCAUCUCAGCAAUCCAUAUCCCAGUGAAGAAGCCAAAGAAGAGCUGGCAAAGAAAUGCAGCAUCACAGUAUCACAAGUAUCAAACUGGUUUGGCAAUAAACGAAUCAGGUACAAGAAGAAUAUUGGGAAGUUCCAAGAAGAAGCUAACCUAUAUGCUGCAAAAACUGCUGUAAAUGCUGCACAUGCUGUUGCAGCUGCAGUGCAAAACAGCCAAGCAAACUCCCCCACCACACCCACGUCCGGUUCCUCUGGUUCUUUUAACCUACCAAAUUCUGGGGACAUGUUCAUGAACAUGCAGAAUCUGAAUGGGGAUUCUUACCAAGGGUCCCAAGUCGGAGCCAAUGUGCAAUCACAGGUGGAUUCCCUGCGUCAUGUUAUCAAUCAGACGGGCGGAUACAGUGAUGGUCUUGGAGGGAAUUCACUGUACAGUCCACACAGUUUGAGCGUAAGGAACACUUUUAUUUCUGUGUCCAUAGAAGAAAAAGAAAAACUAAAGCCUUGCCAGUGCUAAUGGAGGAUGGCAAGAUGCAACCACUCCAUCUUCUGUGACUUCACCAACAGAAGGACCUGGAAGUGUGCACUCUGAUACCUCUAACUGAUCUCCUAGGAACAUCCAUUCCCUGAGCCAAUAGGCCUUGAUUAGCACUGACCAGCAGGAGAAGAAAAGUGGAUUUCCUGAAACCCAGUCACCUGCUGCUUUACUGUAAAACCCUGCUCUUUAGUGGAAAAAGAAACUUACAUUUCAUAUUUAGAAAGAGGAACAGAUUGGUUUCCUUUGGAAGUCCACAUUAAUUCUAUUAAGUAUAGCACAGUCUUGCCUUAGUCAGUCAGUGGUUGAGACAAAGAACUAAGUAGAUCCAGUGUUUUCAGACUUUUAAAACGGAACAAAAAAAGUUAAUUUGUAAUGGAAAUCCACGAAGGGUGAAAGCAUGGAUUGAAGAUUUAUAUGUGUAAGAUGUUAUUGUGGAGCAUCUUGACCCUUUGAGGUAUGAAUGCAUGUUUCAAUUUGACUGUAAGACACGAGAUUGCUGGUGCUGAGGCAGACAGUUAUAAAUUAACGAAGUUCGCCACGCUAAACCCUUGCUGCUUAAAAGUAUUUUAGCAAGAUAUCAAGAAUUGAUAGCUUGCUUAGAACAAUGAAGUGUUACAUGAUAUCAGAAUCUUGAUCAAAUUUCUUUUAUUACAACUGUACAACUAGAAUGAAAGACUCAUUUGGAAGAAUCAGUUGAACAGUUUUAUUACCCAUGUAUAAAUAACCAGAUGGUUGCCAAGAGCUGAUAUUGUUUUUCCUCAGACUUGUUAUAAUGGAGUGCUAUUUACAGUUGUUCCUUUUUUUAACACACUAACUCAAUGCCAGCCUUCGGAAUGCUUUGCUUCUGAAUUAGUGCAGGCUGAAGCCUGGGUUUUACAGUACGCACUGGGUGCAGCUUUUGUACUGUUUCAGAUUUGCUACUUCAACCUAUCUAUGGCAGGAAAUGGCAAGGUUCACAUGGAGUGUUGUAAAUAUGUAGGUAAAGAGUAUUUAUACAUCUCACCAAUCAAGACACAGCUUUAUUACCUCAUGCAAACUCAUAUGAACCAAUAGAAUUUCAACAUGUUCUGUAGCUUAGAGUGCUCACUUACUACCUCUGAACAAUAUUCACACCGUAGUUCGUCUUUCUUACUUUUUUUUUGCAUCUUGUAAUUAACUAUUUCUUUUCAUGUAAUCUAAUGUACAUUGUAUCUUUUAAGAAAUCAGGGUUGCUCUAGCAACUUCUUUUAAAAGGAUAAUCCUAAAGUGAAAGGUUUGGUUAUCAUCUUAAACACAAACAGUACAACUGUUGUAAAUACUGAAGAUCAUUUUGAAUGUUGGUCAUGUCAUUACUAAACCACGCAAAAAAAAGUUGUAAUGCAUACGAAAUUCAGUAUUCAGUACUGUAUAUUUCACCCUGUGUAACGGGGAGCCCCUCCUUUCUCCCUUUUUUGUAUUGUAUGCAAUUCUGAAACUGAUUUGAGUCAUGGAAAUAAUUUGUGACAGUGAUAUAAUGUAUUAAAACGUUUCGUGUUACUUUCUGACUGGACUACACCCUGGAUUGAGAAGUCUUCCUUGUGGUAGUUAAAUGUAGUUGAAAAUCUUAAAUAAAACUUUUUGCUUUCAU